UUGGCUGGGAGACAACGGCGGCGGAGGCGGUGUGUCACAACUGCGCGUACAAGUCGUAGCUGGUGGUAAUGUCCGCCUCAGUAAUGGGAGUUCGCCGGGAUUCGGGGUACUUACUUCUCCUUCUCAUUGUGACUCUUCCAGUGUCGUUUUCUCGGGGAAACUGGAUUUUGAGGGAGAAACGAGUUAGCUCGAACCCACCUGCCAUGGGGCUGGGACUGAGGAACCAUUAUCAGAUUGUAACGCAGCACAAUCGGCUGAGGACACGGGUCACCCCUAUGGCUGCAAACAUGCAAAAAAUGGAGUGGAGCGAGAAGCUGGCCCUGCUUGCCCAGGAGAGGGCAGAAUCCUGCCACCCAGACCCUGCCCACCGGGACCCAAUGCCCAAUCACGUGGGCUGGAAUGCCCAACGCUCCGCCCCUGGGGCCGCCUCCUUCUCUGAGGUCAUUGACUCUUGGUUCCAGGAGGGGCAGGACUACAACUACCUGAGUGGCCAGUGUCAGGAGAACCGCACCUGCAGGCACUAUACGCAGCUCGUAUGGGCCACGUCCAGCCAGGUGGGCUGUGCCCAGUGCCUGUGUGCCAGCGGGUCCUCUCAGUGGGAGCUGUUUGUCUGCGCCUAUUCGCCCGGGGGGAACUGGGAGGCCAACGGGAUGAUGGUGCUGCCCUACAAGGCGGGUUCCUACUGCUCGCUCUGCACCUCCGACAUGUCCGGCUGCUUCCGCCUCUGGGAUCACGUGGGGGGCCUGUGUGAGACUCCCCGGAAUCCCUGUCGCAUGAGCUGCGGGCAGAACGGGCAGCUGAACGUGUCCACGUGCCAGUGCCACUGCGCCGCAGGGUUCACUGGGCGCUUCUGCCAGGUGCGGUGCAGCGUGCAGUGCGUACACGGCCGAUACAAGGAGGAGGAGUGUUCCUGUGUCUGUGAUGUGGGCUACGGAGGAGCAGAGUGUGCAGAGAAGCUCCAGUUUCCGUUCCACAGCUGUGGGGUGCGUAUCGACGGAGACUGCUUCAUGGUCUCCCCGGAAACAGACACCUACUAUGGGGCCAAAAUCCGCUGCCAGUGGAGGGGGAAGCUGAAGGAUAGGGUGUUCCUCUGGAUCUCCGGUGCCCCACAGGAGAAAGGAGGAAUUCUGGCUCAGAUCCAUAACCAGAAGGUUCAGGACAUCUUGGCGUUCUACCUCAGCCAGCUGGAGACCACUAACGAGGUCACUGACAUGGACUUUGAGACACGCAACUUCUGGAUUGGUCUGACCUAUAAGACGUCCAAGGAUUCAUUCCGCUGGGACUCUGGAGAGCAGCCGACUUUCACCAGCUUUGCCUUUGGGCAGCCAGACAACCUAGGUUUUGGGAACUGCGUCGAGAUGCAAGCUUCUAGCGCUUUCAACUGGAACGACCAGCGCUGUAAAACACGCAACAGAUACAUCUGCCAGUUUGGUCCGGAGCACAUAGCCCUCUGGAACUCUGCUCGCUGAGGACAGUCCCUACUGGAACCAAACCUUUCUGAGCCCCCCCCCCACUCCGUGGACAUGCUGACUAUUCAUCACCCACCCCUACGGCCACAUGCUUAAUCUAUAUUUUUGUAGUCUUUCUUGCAUUAGUGACUCGCUGUUGGGACGCACGUCGCUCCACAGCACCCUCUGUUUGCAGGCUGUGCUACACACUUCAUUUUUUUCUGUUACCUGUAGACCUCUGUGAAGAGGACAUGCCUCUUUCCGCUGAUAUGUGCUCAGCACCUGUGUCUCCCUCUCUCACACCAGCCUGUGUCUUCGCGCCUGCCUCUUCAUGGCCUUAAUCUGUACUGACCUGGUUCUCACAGAGACACUCUACAAUGCCCUUCCACCUCACAAACCAUGCUGCCACAUCUUCUGGGCCCUGAACCCCCUCUGUGGGCUGCAGCUCCCCCAAACCAGUCUUUGGUAAACAGAUACCCACCCCCCACCAAUGGGGCUUGAGAAUGUGGGGGCUUCCUCUCCUCAGCCUGAAGGAUCCGUCCCCCUUUCUGCCACCUCUGUGUUCCUGAGCUCAGUUUUAUCCAGCAGGCGACAGCUUAGGUGUAGAGCUGGCUGUCAACAUCACCGUUCUGUGUGCGAUGACCUGCUGAGUCACAAUAUGCCGUCUUACGCGUUACUCAUGCCGGUAAGAGGUGAGCAGGUAGGUCAGCCAAGGCAGCUGCUGAUUGCUGUCGCAUAGAUUAAAUGUACUUAUGACCGGCUCUUUUAGUUAACUUAUGUUUUAUUUUGUGCACCGAAUGUAUGCUGUGAUUACUGUUUUACUCAUUCAUAAAACAAUUUCAAUAAAUUUUAGAAUAAUA
Molecule: messenger RNA, 2308 nt
Organism: Paramormyrops kingsleyae
Lineage: Eukaryota; Metazoa; Chordata; Actinopteri; Osteoglossiformes; Mormyridae
Source: RefSeq, a predicted model, not a curated record